Molecule: messenger RNA, 939 nt
Organism: Otolemur garnettii (small-eared galago)
Lineage: Eukaryota; Metazoa; Chordata; Mammalia; Primates; Galagidae
Gene: B3GALT5
Product: beta-1,3-galactosyltransferase 5
Cellular component (GO): membrane
Molecular function (GO): N-acetyl-beta-D-glucosaminide beta-(1,3)-galactosyltransferase activity
Source: RefSeq, a predicted model, not a curated record
AUGGCUUGCUCGAAGAUGCAGUGGAUGUAUAUUUCCUUUCUGGUUCUGGGGGCCCUUUGCUUGUAUGUUAGCAUGUACACUCUGAGUCCUGAGGAGAGGGGACACCAAGACUUUGUUUUCAAGAAAGAGUAUAGGAAGUUCCUUAAGGCCCCACAUGUGGACUGCAAGCAGAAUCCUCCCUUCCUUGUCCUUCUAGUGACUUCGUCCCUUAGGCAGCUGGCUGCUCGCACGGCCAUCCGUAAGACGUGGGGCAGAGAGAGGAUGGUGAAAGGGAAGCUUGUGAAAGCAUUCUUCCUGGGGACCACAGCCACUGAGGCCGAGAUGAGGGCGGUGGCCCAGGAGAACCAGAGGUACGGGGAUAUUAUCCAGAAGGACUUCAUGGACACCUAUUACAAUCUGACUCUGAAGACCAUGAUGGGCAUGGAAUGGGUCCAUCACUUCUGUCCUCAGGCCUCGUUUGUGAUGAAAACAGACUCAGACAUGUUUAUAAAUGUCCACUAUCUGGUAGAACUGCUCUUGAAGAAAAACAAAACCACCAGGUUCUUCACUGGCUAUUUAAAACUGAACGACUUUCCCAUUCGGAACAAGUUCAAUAAGUGGUUUGUCAGCAAAUCCGAAUAUCCAGGCGACAAGUACCCACCGUUCUGCUCAGGCACCGCCUACCUCUUUUCUGGCGAUGUGGCGAGUCAGGUGUUUAACGUCUCGGACAUCGUCCCAUACAUCAAACUAGAAGACGUGUUUGUCGGCCUCUGCCUGGAGAAGCUGGGCAUCAGGCCGCAGCCGCUGCACUGGGAGCAGACCUUUUUCCCAGGAGGGUUGAAAUUUUCCUUGUGCCGGUUUAAGAGGAUUGUGGCCUGCCACUUUGUCAACCCGGACGAUCUUCUGAUCUAUUGGCGGAUUCUGGAAAGUUCCAAGGAGGGAGACUGUCCACUCAUGUGA